Gasterosteus aculeatus aculeatus (three-spined stickleback) is the source of this 2588-nucleotide messenger RNA. It is a transcript of the gene nrip2, whose product is annotated as nuclear receptor interacting protein 2. The record is from RefSeq and is a predicted model, not a curated record. NCBI's taxonomy places the organism in Eukaryota, Metazoa, Chordata, Actinopteri, Perciformes, Gasterosteidae.
GAGAGAGAAAUCCCAGGACAGGCAGCGCUGAGGGAAACACGCCACACUCACCACAAAGCCUCCGUCACCGACAGAUCACAUCGAGACGCUGUGAGGAAGAUGCUUGUUUACAUCAGAGGACGGGACAAUAGCUUCUUAAGCUGCUGAGACAAAAUCACGCCGAAGGACCGAGGGAGAGGGAGCCCAGGGCAGUGGGGGACGGGGGGACGGGGGACGGGGGCGGGGGACAUUUCACGGCAGGUUUGUUCUGUGGCUUUAAACGAACAGCUUGAAGGAAAGAGGGGAAAAAAAAGAGAAGCCGCUGGGUUCUUCAUCGUCUCCUCACACGGACAUCCGUCUCUCGCCGUCUCGCUGCAGAGAGACACCCCCCCCCCCGGCGUCCCAGAGGUCUUAGUCUCCGUGCACCCAGAGACCAUGAGCGAGGCGAAGAAGAAAGGCGAGCUCGCCCUCCGGGACAAAGCCGUCCUGCACCAGCAGAGGCGUCUGAAGCAGGCCACCCAGUUCUCACACAAGGACUCGGCUGACCUCCUGCCCCUGGACGGGCUCAAGAGGCUCGGCACCUCCAAGGACCUGCAACCUCACAGCAUCGUGCAGCGCCGCCUGAUGGAGGGGAACUUCACGCGGCUGAGGGGGGACCUCUGGGACCCCAACGCCAGGGUUCGCUCCCCGCUGGCCGACCCCAAGGACGGAGCGGCCGACGCCGAGGAGAAGAGCGAGAGCACCGCCGAGGACUCGGAGGCGGAGGAGAGGGAGUCCCUGGAGGAGAGCGAGAAGAGCCUCCGCUCGGACGAGGAGGAGGAGGAGGAGGAGGAGGACGACGACAGCGAGGCCGGAGCCGGACGGACGGCGGAGAAGACGGAGGGCUCCGCCCCCCUCACGGCGCUGCUCGUUCAGUGCAAGUGCCGCGAGACCGAAGUCAAGGCGUCCAUCAACACCGGCAGCCAACACAACCACAUCUCCAGCUCCUGCUGCCAGAGGCUGGGACUGGUUCCCGGCGGCGGCGGCGGCUCGGUGGCGUGUCUGCAGCUGCAGCUGGGCGGGCAGACGGUCCAGUGCUCGGCCCACGUCACAGAGGACGAGGCCUUCGAGCUGCGCCUGGGCCUUCAGACCCUGCUGGAACUCAAAUGCUGCCUGGACCUGAGCACCCGGGUCCUGAAGCUGCGCGGCCUCGGCGAGGAGCUGCCCUUCCUCAACCCUUCGCCCGCCAGCCAGUGCCAACACGACACCAACGAGAACCUGUGAAGAUGAAAAAAAAAAAAAAGAAGAAAAAAAAACUCCACUUUUAACUCCACCCAAAAUCCCCCGGCGGUUGCGGCGGUCGUGUCGCUAUAAGCGGCGUUGGCGUCCGGUCACGGUGUCUCUCGCACACCGCCAGAACGUGGAUGAGUUUACAUCGAUGUGUUUGUAGAACAUUCGCCGUGAUUAUCUCCUUGUGUUAGAUUAGCCUCGUUCACAGAGCGGGCACAAUUCGGUAGAUCUGUAGAUCUGAUCAUCUAUGAUUAUAACGUGCGUUCGGCUCCCUGAAAAGGGAAAACCAUUAUAGGUAUUCUAACGUUGGCUUUAGUGGCAUAUUUUGUGAUUUGGCAGUUUAAACUUUAAAUCAUCAAGUAGAUGACAAGAGGGUGUUUCAAGCUGUGUGAGAAGACGACGGAGAGCCGCUUAGCGUAGCAUUAUAGCUGGAAACAGAGGGAAACAGCUAGCAUAGCUCUAUCAAAAGGUAAAAAAACCCCUACUAGCAUCAAUAACGAGCACAGGUAAACUUGUUAAAUGAUAAAACCAGGGGCCUUUAACCUCUAACCUCUUUUCCAGCCUUUAUGCUAAGCUAAGCGCUGCUAUCCGUAGCUUCGUUGUGAACGUGGAUCGGAGGAAGCGUCUUCCCCCUCUCGUCCAACCUACAAACUAAAUAACUGUUCUUGAGCAGCAAUUGGGUUCGGAUCCUCUUUGAGACAAUGACGGGUUCUUUCUUUCCCCAUCAGAACACACCGACGUGGCCCCGUUUUUUUUGCCAGGAGCUCACUUUUCAGUGGUUGAUGAAAUAGACGUCCGACCUCACUUGACCCGGCCCACAUGAAAAACAUUCCAUCUGCAUGACCGAUUAAAAGUUCUGCCUUCGUACAAGUCUGCAUGUCAGUGCACCAGUCGGAUUGCGUGUGCGUUAGCGGUCAUUGCAGGUUGUUUUUUUUAAAUAUUUUUUGGUUCCAUUCCUCGUGUUUCACACGGGAAAAAUAAGUUGCCAAUAAGUCGAACCCCCUCCCCGAGACGCUGACGCGGCGCUCUGUGCCAAGGCCCCCUCCCCUCUUCACGCAGGAAGCUGGACCGUCAAUCACGUCAUUCCCUCCGGCUACCCGGUGGCGCCUGCCCGGGGGGACGGCGAGCUGCCUCAGACGUGCGCUGUGCUUCAACGACGCCCGAGCCCUGCUUUCCUGGACCGCGUGACGUAUCGACGCGUAGAUUUGUUCCUCUUUGGCGUGCUAGUGACCUUCCAGCGGCGUGCGAGAGGAGUCCAUGUGUGACAGAAAUUUAUUUUUGGUGUUUCCCUGAACAAGUAUUUUAUCUGCCUAAUAAAAAUAUGUAUUCUGGCUAAACAA